AUGGCCCCUGAAGAGGCUAUGAAGCUGUUGAAGGAGGGCAACCGUCGCUUCGUGAAUGGCUGUCCCUGGGGUUCCAAGACCAAGGAGGCAGCGCGUCAGCAGCUGGUGGAGGAUGGUCAGGCACCUCACACCGCCAUCAUCGGUUGCGCCGAUUCCCGCGCCCCGCUGGAAACCAUUUUCGACACCAUGCCAGGUGACAUUUUCGUGCUGCGGAACGCCGGAAACACGUGCACACAUGCGGAAGGAUCGAUGGUUGGUAGUUUGGAGUUCUGCACCGGAAAGCUCGGCAGCCGUUUGAUUUUGGUCUUGGGCCACACCAAGUGCGGAGCCAUUUACGGAGCGACAAAGACCUACUUGGAUUCGCAGCCAGGAAAGAAGGUGGCAGGAUGCGCAUUGGAGGGACUUCUUCAAGAUCUUGGCUCCGUGGCCCAAGAAGCCGCGCAGGAGCUGGGACCGGGUGCCAGCUCGGAUGAAGUGGCCGCCCAUGCUGUAAAGGUGAAUGUGUUCCACACCAUGAACUUUCUCUUGCGCUUCAGCGAGAGCAUCCGCGAGAUGGUUAAGACUGGACAAGUUCAGAUCCAAGGUGGCAUUUACCAUUUGGAGACUGGAUCUGUGGAGUUUCUGGGCCAGUCUCCUUUGCAGAAAGAAUUGCUGGACAGCAGCAUGGCCAUCCCACCUUCCAUGGUCACAGAGGAGGGGCGAGGUUUGCAUGGUGUGCGCACCGGUGCAGAUGAAAGGGUGCCGUCCGACUUGGCGUUGUCGAUGCUGAAGAAGGGCAACGAGCGCUUUGCUGCCGGUGCCCCAACUGCUGGCAAGACUUCGGAUGCCAUGCGCAAGGCGUUGGUGAAACACAACCAAGCGCCUCACAGUGCCAUUCUUGGCUGCGCCGACUCUCGCGUCCCGGUCGACACGGUCUUCGACGCAACGCCUGGAGAGCUGUUUGUCUUGAGGAAUGCUGGGAACACGUGCACGCAUGCGGAGGGAUCCAUCGUUGGCUCAUUGGAGUUCUGCACCGGCAAGCUGGGCAGCAAGUUGAUUCUGGUCUUGGGACACACCCAGUGUGGUGCCAUUGCUGGGGCCACUGCGACCCACCAAGCAGGAGCCACCAAUGCGCCUGGCUGCGCUUUGGAGGGCUUGUUGCAGGGUCUUGCCGUGGUGGCGAAGGAUGCCAGUGAACAGCUGGGCCCAGGUGCUUCCCAGCAAGAGCUGGUGGCGCAUGCUGUGAAGGUGAACGUCUUCCAUUCCAUGGAUUUCCUGUUGAAGUUCAGCGAGCCAUUGCGUGAAUUGGUCCGCAAGGGAGAGUUGGACAUCCAGGGUGGCAUCUAUCACCUCGAGACUGGCCGAGUGGAGUUUCUGGGUCAAUCCCCACGCCAAGCGGAGCUGUUGUCGUCGGAUCUGUCGCUGCCACCAUCCAUGGCCCUUGGUGCCGUCCGCACAUCUCAAGAUGGAAUCGUGGCGCCCAAGUUGGCCCUGCAGACCCUGAAAGAGGGAAACGAGCGCUUCGUGGCGGGCGUUCCUGCUGCUGGAAAGGUGCAUCGCAGCAUGUGCGAGGCUUUGGCAACCAAAGGUCAGGCGCCCCACACGGCCAUCGUGGGCUGCGCGGAUUCCCGCUGUCCUCUGGAGACACUCUUCGAUGCUCUCCCCGGUGAUUUGUUCGUUCUGCGUAACGCUGGAAACACCUGCGCACACGCUGAGGGAAGUAUCUUGGGCAGCUUGGAGUUCUGCACCGGGGCCCUCAACACUAAGCUGAUCUUUGUGCUGGGACAUACCAACUGCGGUGCCAUCAAGGGGGCGACGGCAGCAUACUUUGCGGCCAAGAAGAAACCAACACAGGCCAACAAUGCCUUGGAUGUACUUCUGAAGGGCCUGGACACCGUGGUGGCCCAGGCAGUGGCGGAAGCUGGUGCCAAGGCGACAGCGGAGGAAGUCGCAGCACUCGCUGUGAAGCUCAACGUCUUCCAUACCAUGAAUUUCCUCAUGCAGCACAGCGAACCCAUCCGUGAGAAGGUUUCCAGCGGCGAGUUGGAGAUCCAUGGGGGAGUCUAUGACUUGAAGUCCGGACGUGUGGAGUUUUUGGGUUGCAGCCCCUCUCAGUCGAAGCUGGUCACCGGUAAAAGCACAGUGGCUCCUUCGCUGAAGGACAAGAUGCAUGGGGCCUAAGCCGCAAUCCGCCUCGGCAUGGGACCCAGGACCCAGAGGAACGGUGGACACAGGCACGGCUGUGGGAAAUUGCGAUGGUCAAACAGAAAAUUCUGAUGUUUGAAACUUCUAAGCAGAGGUAGAUUACCUCAACAUACCUUAGCAUACCUUAGCUAUAUUUGCUUUUUGGAUCUUUUUGGUGCAAUUGAUGAAGUUGAGCUACUGGACAGGAUCACCUCUACUAGGUGCGACACGCAAAUGUUUGGUGCAUUGUUUAAGAAUGC
Cladocopium goreaui is the source of this 2423-nucleotide messenger RNA. NCBI's taxonomy places the organism in Eukaryota, Dinophyceae, Suessiales, Symbiodiniaceae. The record is from the annotation of a GenBank genome assembly.